AUGAAUAAUCUAACAUCUGCAUUUUCAGAAAAGAGACCAAGAAUGAAAAGAAAAAUAGCUGAUGAAUUGUGCAAUGAUGAAGCUCUGACAAGUGUUGAAAAUAUGUACCAAGUGACUAUGUUAGAAAUCAUUGACAGAGUGAUUACAGAACUUAGUGACAGGUUUGAAUCUUUAAAUAAUGUAAACAGUACGUUUGGGUUUUUGAGUGGUGUUAAAAUUGAAGAAAUGCAGACAGCAGAUCUAAAAAUUAAAGCCGAAAAUUUGGCAAAUAUAUACUCAGCUGAUCUCAACAUUGAUGAAUUCAUGUUUGAAAUAGAAAGUUUCAAGCAUCACGCUUUGACAGUUGACAAAAACAUUAUAACCCAAAAGAGUUGCGCUGGAAAACUUGAAGUGACAUAUGGACAGCAAAACAGGGUGUUCGAGAAUCAGUGGAUGUUUACUUUUUCAGAAUGCAUGCACUUGCUUCCAGUGCCGAUGUGGAUGAAAAUGACAUCAAUCAGCCGUUAUUCAGCCGUUGAGCUAGGUUUAAGAGAUGACAUUUAA
This is a messenger RNA of Helobdella robusta, 543 nucleotides long. RefSeq lists its product as hypothetical. NCBI's taxonomy places the organism in Eukaryota, Metazoa, Annelida, Clitellata, Rhynchobdellida, Glossiphoniidae. The record is from RefSeq and is a predicted model, not a curated record. The transcript has 2 exons. Bases 1 to 543 code for a protein of 180 amino acids.